Molecule: messenger RNA, 1629 nt
Organism: Gaeumannomyces tritici R3-111a-1
Lineage: Eukaryota; Fungi; Ascomycota; Sordariomycetes; Magnaporthales; Magnaporthaceae
Product: saccharopine dehydrogenase
Exons: 12
Coding region: 105-1457 (450 amino acids)
Cellular component (GO): cytoplasm
Molecular function (GO): saccharopine dehydrogenase activity
Source: RefSeq, a predicted model, not a curated record
AAAACUUCAAGCCACCCCACCAGGCUGCCUGCGAAAACAAAGCCGCGAGCAGAGACAUCUCAAAGCAACAAGACGACCCAAUACCCGCGACGACAUUCUCCAAAAUGGCUUCGCAAAGCGUGCUCAUGCUGGGCUCUGGCUUCGUGACCAGGCCCACGCUCGACGUCCUCUCUGAUGCCGGCAUCAAGGUGACAGUCGCUUGCAGGACGCUCGAGUCGGCCAAGAAGCUGUCGGCUGGCGUCAAGCUCUCCACGGCCAUUUCGCUCGACGUGACUGACGACGCGGCCCUCGACGCCGAGGUGGCCAAGCACGACCUGGUCAUCAGCCUGAUCCCCUACACCUUCCACGCCGCCGUCAUCAAGUCGGCCAUCCGCAAGAAGAAGCAUGUCGUCACCACCAGCUACGUCUCGCCCGCCAUGCUCGAACUCGACCAGGCGGCUAAGGACGCUAGAAUCACCGUCAUGAAUGAGAUUGGCCUCGACCCCGGUAUCGACCACCUCUACGCUAUCUCCACCAUCGAAAGCGUCCACAAGGCCGGCGGCAAGAUCCUGUCCUUCCUGUCCUACUGCGGAGGUCUUCCAGCCCCCGAGUCCUCGGGUAACCCCUUGGGCUACAAGUUCUCGUGGUCCUCGCGUGGCGUCCUCCUGGCCCUGAGGAAUGCGGCCAGCUUCUACCAGGGUGGCAAGGUCGUCAACGUUGCCGGUCCCGAACUGAUGGCUACUGCCAAGCCCUACCACAUCUACCCUGGCUUCAACUUUGUCGCGUACCCCAACCGCGACUCCACCCCUUACAAGGAGCGCUACAACAUCCCCGAGGCCGAGACUAUCGUCCGAGGUACCCUCCGGUACGGCGGCUUCCCCCAGUUCGUCAAGGUCCUCGUCGACAUCGGCUUCCUCAGCGACGACGAGCAGCCGUUCCUCAAGGAGGCCAUCCCCUGGCGCGAGGCCACCCAGAAGAUCGUGGCGGCCUCGUCGUCGUCCGAGGCCGACAUCGUCGGCGCCAUCGUAUCCAAGGCCUCGUUCGAGGACGCCGAGGAGCAGAAGAGGAUAGUGGCAGGCCUCAAGUGGCUCGGCGUCUUCUCCGACGCAAACAUCACCCCCAAGGGCAAUCCGCUUGACACGCUGUGCGCCACUCUCGAGGAGAAGAUGCAAUUUGAGGAGGGCGAGCGUGACCUGGUUAUGCUCCAGCACAAGUUCGAGAUCGAGAACAAGGACGGCUCCAGGGAGACGCGCACGUCGACGCUGUGCGAGUACGGCGCCCCCGUCGGCUCAGGCGGCUACUCGGCCAUGGCCAAGCUGGUCGGCGUGCCGUGCGGUGUCGCUGUCAAGUUUGUUCUCGACGGCACCAUCUCCGACAAGGGCGUGCUCGCUCCCAUGAACUCCAAGCUCAACGACCCACUGAUGAAGGAGCUCAAGGAGAAGUACGGCAUCGAGUGCAAGGAGAAGGUGGUUGGUUGAAAGAAGCACAUGGAGCGACAGAAAGGGCCGGAACCUAUAUGAUUUUGGGAUUUGGUAAAUGGAGCGGCGUUGAUCAGCAUCGAUUUGGCGGGGAUAAAUAAAAGCACAAUUGAUAAAAUAACUUAGGCUCCUGUUAGGUGACUGUGGUUAUGUGACGCGACUUCCGUUUCCA